This is a messenger RNA of Calliphora vicina (urban bluebottle blowfly), 748 nucleotides long. RefSeq lists its product as uncharacterized. The transcript is spliced from 5 exons. The record is from RefSeq and is a predicted model, not a curated record. Lineage: Eukaryota; Metazoa; Arthropoda; Insecta; Diptera; Calliphoridae. The coding region runs from base 74 to 559 and encodes 161 amino acids.
GAUUCGUUGAACGCAGCACAGUUAAAUACUAAGUCACCAACUGUCAUAUAGAAAAUAAUAUUUGAAACUCAAAAUGAAAUUAUUGUAUCUACUGUCAGUUUUCAUAUACAUUGCGUCCGUGAUGGGAAUGCCUCAAAAGGUUUCUUUAACUCCAUUGUCAUCUGAGGAGGAUUAUGGUGCAAUGCGUGGAGGCAAUUUACAAAAUAUUGCUUCUAUUCACGAUCGCUAUCCCAUUUAUGUGCUUGGACCCUAUCACAGUGAUGAGCGUCAGAGGCCUAGUUUAAAUGCUUUACGAGCUUACAUUAAUAACAUGAAUGCGGAUUCCACAAUGUUAAGAAAGCUCUUGUUGUCGAAAUUAGUGGCUCAAUGUGCGAAUCAAACAAAAUCACAGACACAUUUAUCUUAUUUAUGUAGUCAUAUUUUCGAUAAUGAUAGUAAUGUCUAUUUUACAGUUUCCCCCGAACUCCAGUUAUCGAAUGAAUCGCCCAAGAUCAAGAAGAAUUUCGAUGAAAUUGACAAAACCUCAGCCAGCUUUAGCACUCUCAAUCAAUUGGUAUAAAAAUUCACUGAUGAAUAUGAUUCAACAAUUCUGAUGCGGCAAAUGGAACAUACAACACUUGUAUAUUAAACGAUUCAAAUCUGGUGUAUUGUAAUAUUACGAAAUAAUAAUUUAAUUUGAUUUUCUUAUGCAAAUUACUAUUUAUUUAUAUUGUAUUAUGUACUUAUUAUAGACAAAAUAAAUUUAAUA